AUGUAUGACAGUUUCCAAAUGUCUGAAUCAGUCCAUCCAGGAGACUCUGUGACCCUGAACUGUACAAUAAACAAUGAUACCUGUGAAGGAGAACACAGUGUCUAUUGGUUCAGACAUGACUCAGGAGAAUCUCCUCCAGGAAUCAUUUAUAUCAAUGGAGACAGGAGUGGUCAGUGUAUGAAGAGCCCUGAGUCUGGGUCUCCUACACAGAACUGUGUCUACAACCUCCCCAAGAGGAACCUCAGCCUCUCUGAUACUGGGACUUACUACUGUGCUGUGGCCUCAUGUGGAGAGAUACUGUUUGGAAAUGGGACAAAUCUGGAUGUUCAAGUCCCAGGGCAUGACUAUCCUUUUGAUCUGAGUCCUACUGUUCUUGUCUUGAUACUGUCCAACAUUUUUCUGAGUCUGGUGACCAUUCUGCUCCUCUGGAUGUUAUGCAACACUCGGAAAGGAGAUCACAGAGGUAUUUGCAAUCUUAACCAGAACAGUGAUAUAUUAAACUAUGCAGCAGUGAGAUUCAAUCCCAAGAAGAUCUCCUCUGUCAGACGAGUAGAAGACAAGACCAUCAGAAGAGAUGCAGUGUACUAUGAGGUCAGGGACCUGCAGCAGGAAUGA
Molecule: messenger RNA, 615 nt
Organism: Esox lucius (northern pike)
Lineage: Eukaryota; Metazoa; Chordata; Actinopteri; Esociformes; Esocidae
Exons: 4
Coding region: 1-615 (204 amino acids)
Biological process (GO): response to bacterium
Source: RefSeq, a predicted model, not a curated record